GAUAAAGAAAAUCAGUUUAAUAACGCGGUCUCGUUGCCGAAGCGACCGCCCUCCUUUUCAAAAAACAAAAGAAGAAACCCUACCCCCCUCUUCUUAUCUCCACAAUCUCCUGGCAACUGAAAAAUAACACACGAGGAACUUGCGCUGCUACUCAAAACGAGAAUGGAUCGGUACCAGAGGGUAGAGAAGCCAAGAAACGAAACGCCGAUCAAUGAGAAUGAGAUUCGCAUUACUACUCAAGGCAGAAUGAGGAACUACAUUACUUAUGCCACUACGCUCUUUCAGGAGAAAGGAUCUGAUGAAAUCUCUCUCAAGGCCAUGGGCAGAGCCAUAAACAAGACUGUGAUGAUUGCUGAAUUGAUUAAGAGAAGGAUUGCUGGUCUUCAUCAGAACACAUCUAUUGGUUCUACUGAUAUAACUGACAUGUGGGAGCCACUAGAGGAGGGUCUUCUCCCCCUGGAAACCACUCGUCAUGUAUCAGUGAUAACAGUUACUCUAUCCAAGAAGGAACUGGAUACAUCCUCCACAGGCUAUCAAUCACCUAUUCCAGCUGAUCAAGUGAAACCUUUGGCUGAAUAUGAUUAUGAAGGAGAGGGUGGCUCUCCUCGGAGGCAGGGAAGAGGGCGUGGUGGUCGAGGGAUUGCUAGAGGUAGAGGAAAUAAUAGCAAUGGAGUGGUGGAGCACAAUGGAGAUGGUGACAGGGUUGGUGGGCGUGGAUAUGGUGGCAGGGAUGGUGGGCGUGGAUAUGGUGGCGGGGAUGGUGGACGUGGAUAUGGUGGCAGAGAUGGUGGGCCUGGAUAUGGUGGCAGGGAUGGUGGGUAUGGAUAUGGUGGCAGGGAUGGUGGGUAUGGAUAUGGUGGCAGGGGCAGAGGUCGUGGAAGAGGACGGGGUUAUCGUGGCCGUGGAAGAGGUUAUAGUGGUGGAUAUAUGCAACAACAGUCGGGUGGUUAUAAUGACUAUGGUGGUGGAGCAUUUGUUGGCCAAGGCAGUGGGCGAGGACGAGGCAGGGGCAGGGGUCGUGGGCGUGGCCGGGGUUUCAGAUUGGACGGUCCAGCCCAGCCAGCUGAGUGAGCCCUAGACUCAGUUGUAGAAUUUGGUUAGAAAUGGAUGCCUGCUCUGUUGAUUUUGCCUUAUCCUAAGUGAAACAAAAAUUAAACAGUGGAUUUUACUAAUUAAUUUCCAGGCAUAUUAGUUAUAGUAAGCUCCUGCACGUUGUGUGUGGUGGCCUUGUUUUUGUAGUUUGAAGGUAGAUUAUUCUUGUUUACUGCUGACAAAAACUUGAAAAGUUGUAUACUUUAUUCUCGUGUUGGGAAUAAUAGAGCAGAACAUUCUUCCAGUUCUAUUUCAGCGUUUGUGUUUUCAUAA
Molecule: messenger RNA, 1365 nt
Organism: Populus nigra (black poplar)
Lineage: Eukaryota; Viridiplantae; Streptophyta; Magnoliopsida; Malpighiales; Salicaceae
Exons: 9
Coding region: 163-1071 (302 amino acids)
Molecular function (GO): RNA binding
Source: RefSeq, a predicted model, not a curated record